This is a messenger RNA of Apis cerana (Asiatic honeybee), 3765 nucleotides long. RefSeq lists its product as uncharacterized. NCBI's taxonomy places the organism in Eukaryota, Metazoa, Arthropoda, Insecta, Hymenoptera, Apidae. Gene Ontology annotation, molecular function: actin filament binding; lamin binding. Gene Ontology annotation, biological process: nuclear migration along microtubule. Gene Ontology annotation, cellular component: nuclear membrane. The record is from RefSeq and is a predicted model, not a curated record.
UUAGAUUAAGAUGGCCUGUAAAAGUGAACUGCUGGUUUUGUAACAAAAAUAUAAAAAUCUGGCGACAACAGCUUAAUUGGUGGAUGUGUCCAUAUUGUGAACAAUAUAAUGGUUUUUCUAAGGUUGAAUUAAUUGAUUCAUUAAAUAUUUUUAAAGUUAUUGGAAUAUCUUGAUACAGAAUUGAAACAAUCUAUCUAUGCAAUAUUGUUUUUAAAAUUCAAUAUUUAUUUUGGAUACUGUUCCUAUAUUUUCUUCCAUGUCAAAUUUUAGAAUGGUGAUUACUCAUAUAAUAUACCAGAACAAUAUAAGAAACCUUCACAUGAAAUCAAAAGAUAUUGCACAAUCAACCAAAAUAUGACUAAUAAAAAUAUAACUAAUGGGCUCUGCAAACAAUGUAACAUGAAUGAAAACCUAAAAAUAUCAAAAAUAUCUGGUUAUAUACCUGAAAAUGAAAAAAAUUAUGAAUAUGAAAUUAAAAAGUUGAAAGAUAAUUUAGAACAACAAUAUCCAUUAUGUGCAAAAUGUAAAAUUACAGUAAAUAAUGUAUUAUAUAAGCAAGCAUUAUGGCUUGCACAAUAUAAAAUGUUAUUAUUUAAACAAAAACCAUUCUGUAUAAUUGCUAAUGACAAAAAAUGCUUUGAAUUUAUAUGCAGAAUAAUAGCAACAAUAUUAGGUUCUAUGGUAGCAUACAAUAUGGAAUUCAUAUUUUUGCCAGUUGGAGGAUUAUUUUUUCAAUUUUGUGCUUGCUGGAUAACAAAAAAACAAAAUUCUGAUACAUUACUUAUGUUUUUAUGGAUUUGUAUGAUUACACUCUUACCUUUUAAAGAUACAAAAUUAAUUAAAGCAGAUUUGCAGAAUUCAUGGUUUUCUCUAGAAUAUAUAACUCAGUAUCAUAUGAUAAUAUUAUUUAUCUCAAUUAUAGGCUUUAUAAAUAUUAUACCUAAAUCUCAUAAAAUUACAUUAAAUAAAAAUAUAUCAUUUAAAAAAAUUGAAUCUUCUACAAAAAAUACAGAAUUAUUUGACUCAUUUAUAACAACUUCAAAUAAUAAGCACAAUUUUAAAAUUAAAACUAUUGGUAAUUUAAAUGAAAAUGUUGUUAAUCAAUCAGUAGAAAACAAGUCUCAAUGUGUAGGAAAUUCAAUUAAUUCAAAAUCUAUAAUUUUUCAAAAUUUAUUUACAAAUUCGGAAUUACAGUCAUCACCAAUGUCUGUGGUCAGUAAUGAUGCAAUAUUUAAUUCUACACCUAUAUGUAAAAAGAAUAUGAUAGAUAAUAGUUAUUCAUUGAAUGAUAGUUUGAGUACAUUAAGCAUAUUAUCAUUAGAUGAAAAUAAACCAAAACAUUCAACUAAAAUACCUAAGAUUUUUCAAACUAAAGUAUAUAGUACAAAAAGUUCUGAGCUCUUUAAGAAAUCUGGUAAAAGACAUAUUUUAUCACCACCGAAACUAAAAUCAGUUACACAAACAUCCUGGGUAGCCGGUGGUUAUUGGCAAGAAGGUAUAGAUGCACCAUCAUUAUCCAGAUCAUCCAGUCAAAGUUCUGGUUUUGGUUCUGUGAGUUCUAAUUUUGGUCCAUCUAGAGAACCAUCUAUACAUGAAUUUGACCAGUGUUCAGUUAUUUCUGAUACAACACAAUCUUGUUAUACAUUACGACAAAAUAACAGUCCCAUGGGAUCUUUUUGUCAACAAGGUCUUCAAUUUCCAUCAGAACCAAAAAAUCAAUCAUUUAAUAAUCAAACAGUGAAAUUUACAUCAACUAAUCUUUGUACUUCACAAAUGUUAUUGUCUCAAAAUAACAAAAGAAAUAAUUCAAUUUUUAUGGAUCAAUGUUCACAAGGACAAAACAUGAAUAUAAAUGAUGUUAAAAGUCCCUCUGAAAUGCAAAUAUUUCCUAGUCAUACCACUAUUGUAACAAGUCCCAUUUGGUUACCAAUCCUUUUAUGUGGUUCACUUGUAUUAAAUAUAAUAGUGUUAUGUACUAUUUUAUUACAUUGAACAGGGUAUACAUUUUUGCUAUUCUAUCUGAAUUUAUAUUUGCCAUUUAUACGUAUUUUAGUUUUUAAUUAUAAAGCAAGUUGAUUACUAUUUUAUAAAAUAAUUACUUAUAAAAAAUAGUAAUUAAUAAUAUAAAAAUUUCAACUUGUUGAUAAAUAGCGAUACACUGCCAGUAUAAAGUUUUCUAUUAUUAUCAUAAAAUCUUGUUAUUAUCACUCGCUUCUUUAUCUCAUAUAAAUCAUUGUAAAUAAAUAUUAUUUUUUUAUAUGCAUUUUACAAAGCAUCAAAUUUGAACAAUAAUGUUAAGUUAAACGCAUAAUAGUGGAAAAUGGGAUACUGGUUCGACGGAAAAAUUAUCUGACGUAAACUGUGAAUCUUGUGAUAAAAAAAACGUUCUCCAUGUGUGUUCAUUAGUAAGAUAUAUAUGUAAUCCAAAAAAUAAGAAUUAAGAAGAACUGAAAUAAUGUGAAAUUAAAUUCACUUUAUAAUAAUGUUUAAUUUUUUUUUUUAAUUCUAUUAUUAUAUUUGUGAAUACAAAAAAAAUUGUUUUCAUUACCGUGACUCAUAAUUAACAAACAACAUUAUAAAUCCUAUUAAAAUAAUUCUAUUAUUAUUAUUAUUAUAAUACAUGUUAAUUUUUUAUGUAAAUUUUGGUACUUGCAAUCUUGUACUAUUAUCUUGAAUAUGUUUUGAAUGUUAAUGUUUAAUGUUUUGAAUAUGGUUUGAAAAUAAAAAGAUAAAUUUUUUAAAUGAGAAUUAUAAUUUUUUUUAGUAUAUUCAGAAUUUUUUAGAUAUUAUAAUUUUUAAGAUAUUUCUUAUUUUUUUCAAUUUUACUAAAAUGAUAUAUAAUAUAUAUUAAACAAAAUUUUAUCCAAUUUAUAAAUAUAAGUAUUCUUUUAAUGAUAAUUACAUAUUGAAAAGUAUCUAUGAAAUAAUAUUGUAAAUAAAAAACUACAGAUGAUAAAAGUACAAGCUAGCAAUACCAUUAAGUGAAAUAAAAUAUCAAUAAAAGUUUCUAUGAUGGUGUUAUUAUAUUUCUUUAAAAAAUCAAUAUUUUUAUUAUAUAAUUAUUUUAAAAUUAAAAUAAAAAUAAUUUUCAAAUUACAUUGCUAAUUACAUAAUUAAUAUCUUAAUAUUUAUACAUAUGUACAUUUAUGAAACUAUCUUUUUUUAUUUUUUUUAAUAUAAAUAAAAAAUUUUACAUUACAAAUUUUGUAUAUAUAUAGUGGUAAAAUCCAAAAUAUUCUUUAUAUUUGUAAGAAUAUUAUUGUGUUAUGAUGUGAUGUUAAAAUAACUAAAUAAAAUAAAUAUUAUAUCUUUAUUUAAGAUAUGUUUGUGUAAAAAAAUUUAUAUAAGUUUUUUAAUGAAUAAUAUAUUUUAUAUUAUUAUUUUUUUGCACUUUGCACAUUUGAUAUUGAAUUUUUAAUUUUAAAUGGUAAUAAACAAUAUUCAUUAUCUGAUUUAUAUUUAAAAUGUCUAAGAUCUGGUACAUUAAAAUUCACUUUUCGUCUGCGAAAUCUUCAAUAAAAUUAAAUAUAAGUUAAAUUAUAUAAUAAAAAUUGUAAUUUAACAAUAACUUACUUAGUAUCCUGUUCAAUAUCUAAUGGUUUUAUUUCUCCUAUCUCUUCUUUGUAAGUACUCCACCAUUGACAUUUGGCUAUUCCUUCCUUUGAAUCCCUAUAUAUUUCUUCUUUUAAUGCAUCUUUUAAUCCGAAUUGAGUUAACGUACCAAAACUUUUCAUUAAAUCUUGUUCUGGAAUCCAUUUUCUUUGU